UAUUGUUGACUGUUGAGAGGGAACUGUCGCUAACAGCAAGAUAGAACAUCGGUCGGUGGCAGCGUUAUUCUUUUGUCGAAAAUGGAACGAAAAGUAGCUCGAGAAUUUAGGCACAAGGUGGAGCUGCUCAUUGACAAUGAGGCAGAAAAGGAUUACCUGUACGAUGUCCUGCGAAUGUACCACCAGUCCAUGGAGCUGCCGGUGUUGGUGGGGGACCUGAAGCUGGUCAUCAACGAGCCCAGUCGCCUGCCGCUGUUUGAUGCCAUCCGGCCCCUCAUUCCCCUCAAACACCAGGUGGAGUACGACCUGCUCACCCCCAAGAGGUCACGUAAGUUGAAGGAGGUGCGCCUGGAUCGUACUCAUCCUGAGGGUCUGGGUCUGAGUGUGAGAGGGGGCCUGGAGUUCGGCUGUGGACUCUUCAUCUCACAGAUCGUCAAGGAUGGACAGGCUGGAAACAGUGGCCUGCAGAUGGGAGAUGAGAUUGUCCGCAUCAAUGGAUACGCCAUCUCUUCCUGUAUCCACGAGGAAGUCAUCAACCUCAUCAAGACCAAGAAAAUCGUGUCGCUCAAAGUCAGGCAGGUUGGGAUGAUACCAGUGAAGAGUUCCACAGAGGAGCCUCUGAAGUGGCAGUUUGUGGACCAAUUUGUGUCUGAUUCUGGGGACAAGAAGAGCAGUGUGGCAGGCCUGGCAUCCAUGGGAGGGAAGGAGAUCAAGGAGAAGAAGGUGUUCCUGAGCCUGGUGGGCACCAAGGGCAUGGGCGUCAGCAUCUCCAGUGGCCCCACACAGAAGCCUGGCAUCUACAUCAGUAACGUCAAAUCUGGCUCCCUCGCUGUUGAAGUAGGACUGCAGAUUGGUGACCAGAUCGUGGAGGUGAACGGGGUGGAAUUUACUAAUCUGGACCACAAAGAGGCUGUAAGAGUUCUGAAGAGUAGCAGGAGUCUAACCAUCACAGUUCUCACCGGCGCUGGCAGUGAGUUGUUUAUGACAGACGAGGAGCGUCUGGCGGUGGAGGCUCGCAGGGAGCUGGACAGACGAGAGUUGAUGCACCAGAAAAGGGUUGCCCUGGAGACUAACAAGAUGGUCAAGGAGCAGCAGGAGAAAGAGAGGCAGAGAAAGAUGGAGAUUUCUCAGAAGACUGCUGAGGAAGAGGAACGCUAUCGGAAGGAGAUGAAGAAGAUCGAGGCUGCGGAGAGGAAGCACCACAGGGAGUGGGAGGAGGACUGGGCGCCUAGAGAGCAACCCAAAACCAAGAGUCCCUCUCCGGCCCCGCCCGAAAUCAACACCACACCCCCCAAGUCCAAGAACUCUGACAUUGGAGCAAGCUCUUUUCAGGCUGACGACGACGAUGAAGAGCAGCAGGAGGUGGAGGAAGAGGGGAGUGAAGGCUUUCAGAAAUACGUGGAAGACUUUGAUCCCCACUCCAUGUUCUCCUCGGAACAGAUAGCUGGGCGAGACGUGAGACUACUGAGAAUCAAAAAGGUUGGACCACUUGAUCUGGCUGUGGAGGGGGGAGUAGACUCCCCUCUGGGAAAGCUAGUGGUAUCUGCCAUUUAUGAUGGAGGCUCGGCAGACAAACAUGGUGGGAUAGUGCCAGGAGAUGAGGUGAUGGCUGUGAAUGGGAAGAUCCUGACUGACUCCUCACUGACAGAAGGACAAAACUCUCUGACCCGGGCCUGGAACAGCGGAGGGGAUUGGAUUGACCUGGUGAUAGCAGUGUCACCUCCAAAAGAGUAUGAAGAUGAGGUCCCGAAGUCAACAUCAGUCAGUCCUACUGUGAACAGAAAGGUGUUUGAAGGCAGUGCAUCAGUGUACAGACAAGGCUACCGGCUCCAGUUUUAGCCCUAACCUCCCACCCUGCCCACCCCCACCUGACGUUCUUCUGAGAGUCACCCUACCACCAGCCUGCCAAACAAGCCAUACCCACCAACCAGGAACCAUCGUUCUCGUUCCCUUUGACAUUUGACCUAUUUUAUCAUCACAAUCAAAUCCCUGCAUCAAACUGUUGCAAUGCAAUGCUGAUCACUAUUGACAGCAAGUCUGUUUGAACCAGAACCACGCCGAGAUGUGCUACAUGUGAACUGUCUAGAAGGUGAAAGACUGAUUCAUCCUCUGUUGAGUUCCAUUUAGAUCGCAGUACAGAUACUUUCUGAAGAAGCUAGAGGGUUAUGACAUCACUACGUAAUACUCUGAGUUGAUAUUCACGUCAUAAGAAGGAAUUCACCUCGGUCACACAACUUUUACAAUUUCAAAUAUGGUUUUAAUUCUAGACAUUCAGUUCCAUAGCAUUAUUUAAAUAUUCCUCAUGUAAUGUUAAAGUAACUGUCCAGUGUUUCCAGAUUUCUAUGAAAUACGACCUAUAAUUAAUUACAAUAUGAGUGAAAUAGUUUUCCUUCCAAAAAGUGGUAAUGUUAAAAAACAGCUUUUCUGUGUUGGAAUAGCGUGGGCGUACCCCAAUAACAGAAUGGUGUCGGCGUAUACCUGUCAUUAAAAAUAUUAAUGUGAGUAGAGGGCUGAUUGGCCAGCUCAUUCUCCUCAGGAGGAUGACCUCAUACUUUAUGAGGAAACAGCAAGCAUUUUAGAAACGGUCUGUUUGAGAUACAAGUUUGUGUUUUUUCUCCAGUUUAUGCUUUGACCACGUACAAGUACAGGAUGAAUCAACAACAUUAUUUGGGUAUGAGUAAACAGAAUGUGAACUUUUAAAAGUGAGAUGUUCACUGCACAGUUACUUUAAUGGGUCGCUAACAUGGUUGCCAUAUCAUUUUGAUUUGUCAUGUAAAUGCAUCAUAAUGCAGAAAUCUCAAUGUCCCAACUAAUUACAUAGCUAUGUUCCCCAUUCUUCUCAUUCUAGUACACUACAGCAAAGGAACACAGUUGUGAAAAACUGAACUCUGAUGCUGAGGGGCAUCGGUGUCAACAAGUUUUGAUCCUCUGAGUUUAGUUAAAUGCUAAGUGCAUCUCAAUGAGCUUCUAGUAUGCCAUAAGCCCCCUAGUUAUAGGUGAAAUUACACUCCUAAAUCUCCAAUGAAAGGUGUUUGAGCUUAUCUGUAUUCAGUUAGAGUAUGUAAUCAGAAGCAGGAGCAGACCCACAGGCCCUGCAGGCAGGCAGGCACACUGUGAUGUAAUAAAUGUCCCUAUUUGAAAUCAAUGCUCUCUCAGAAUCAAUAAAGGUAUGUGUUUACUUUGA
Salvelinus fontinalis (brook trout) is the source of this 3184-nucleotide messenger RNA. Its product is annotated as harmonin-like. The transcript has 21 exons. Gene Ontology annotation, molecular function: protein binding. Gene Ontology annotation, cellular component: stereocilium tip; stereocilia ankle link complex; plasma membrane. Lineage: Eukaryota; Metazoa; Chordata; Actinopteri; Salmoniformes; Salmonidae. Gene Ontology annotation, biological process: inner ear morphogenesis; inner ear auditory receptor cell differentiation; sensory perception of sound. The record is from RefSeq and is a predicted model, not a curated record. Bases 82 to 1839 code for a protein of 585 amino acids.